Messenger RNA from Mugil cephalus (flathead mullet), 1345 nucleotides. RefSeq names its product ADP-ribosylation factor-like 6 interacting protein 4 (gene arl6ip4). Bases 122 to 880 code for a protein of 252 amino acids. The transcript is spliced from 5 exons. The record is from RefSeq and is a predicted model, not a curated record. Lineage: Eukaryota; Metazoa; Chordata; Actinopteri; Mugiliformes; Mugilidae.
GGCGGAAGAAAAUUAAGAACGCACACAGUUCCGUAAACGAAACCAGGUAACCAUCUGUAUCUAAGCCCUGAUGUGUACAGUCAUUACGUUGUCUGUUCUUUAAACGAGUUGUUCUGUAGAUAUGGGCCGCAGCAGAUCACCACACAGAGAUAAUGGAGGGGACAAAAAAACUGAAAAGAAGAAGAAACGGAGACGAUCUUCCUCCUCUACCUCCUCCUCCUCAUCAUCGUCGUCUUCCUCCUCAUCCAGCAGCAGGAGUCGCAGCAGAUCGUCUAAGAAAGCCCCACGCAAGAGCCAAGACGAGAAAACACACAAGAAGAAGCGAAGAAGUCGCUCCUCUUCCUCAUCAUCCACCUCUUCAUCCUCGUCGUCUUCGUCUUCAUCCAGCGGCGAGAAGUCAAAGAGGAAGAAGAGCAAAGCCAAGAAAAAGAAGCGAAAGAAGGAAAAGGCGAAGCUGAAGAAACAGAAGAAGAAGGAGGAGAAGAAGAAGCUGAAGAAGAAGAAGAAAAGAGAGGAGAAGAAGAAGAAGAAAGCAGAGAUGCAGCUGCCCCCUAGUCAGGGACUCAUAGAGAAACCUGCUCCAUCUUACCUGGAGGUGUGGCAGAGCGAUGAGGGGGCGGUGGAGCUGGGGCCAGUCAUGACCGAUGAGCAGAAGGCCCGGCUCUCCACUAAGAGGCCUCUCACCAAAGAGGAGUACGAGGCGAGGCAGAGUGUGAUCCGCAGGGUGGUGGACCCUGAAACGGGACGGACCAGAUUGGUGAGAGGAGAGGGCGAGAUCAUAGAGGAGAUAGUCAGCCGAGAGAAACACAAGGAGAUCAACAAGCAAUCUACCAAGGGAGACGGCAACGCCUUUCAGAGAAAACUGGGGCUGAACAAGUAGAAGAAAUCUCCCUCAAUGCUCACAAUCUGAGCAAAGCUUCACCACACUGACACAACCUUCUUGGAGAAGAGUUUGUCUGAAGCUGAAUUGAACAGACUCUAUUUUCUAUCAAAGAUCUGCCUUUGAUUGAACUGUGUGACAGUGAAGGUAUAAAAUAACAGGGACGUGUCCUCUCUUAUCUGCGACAGGUAAAAACCUUCUAUGCUGAUAUGCUGAAGGAAUUCAAUGUGUUGAGGCUUGAACCUCCACCGUACAGUGUUUACACUGGUCGUUGAUAAAUGUGAUAUUUAGGAGUCAUGCCUGCAAACAUUCGGCUGGUUUCUUCAUUCGAUAACGGCCAUGUUGCAUAACGGCUAUGCCAAAAAGAAACACAAAGCCGUUCAUGUGUUCAGUACCUUUACGACUCAUGUUGUUUCAUUUCUGUUCUUUAAAUAAACCUUUUUUUUUUUUUUUUUGUGGAGUAAA